Ciona intestinalis (vase tunicate) is the source of this 1575-nucleotide messenger RNA. Its product is annotated as thiosulfate sulfurtransferase/rhodanese-like domain-containing protein 2. The record is from RefSeq and is a predicted model, not a curated record. NCBI's taxonomy places the organism in Eukaryota, Metazoa, Chordata, Ascidiacea, Phlebobranchia, Cionidae.
AGUGAAACAAAUAUGUUUUGUCCCAAUGUUAUUCCACAGUAGAGUACUAGAGUCACAAGUUUAAACUGUAGCUUAUCUGAUGCGUUUUCUUAUUUUAGACAUUUUAGUUAAGCAAAUGCAAUAUGAAAGUCAAACGUGUUUCUGAAAAAUAUUUGAAUAAAGUUGUCGACAAAAUAAAGUUUUCAGAGUUCGUGAAAUCACUCUUGGUAGAGGGAGAUGGGGAACAAAAAUGGCGGUGUUGUCAAUUGACUUUCAAUAACAGGGGCUCUGCUUAUAAGCAUGUUUCUGUGUUUCACUUAGAUUUAGUGAAGAGUUAUUCAGAUGAGACUGUGCAUUCUAAAGUAGUGAAGCGUGAAGAUUGUGAUGGCUGCCACGAAUCUAAUGAGUUUGCAAAUGGGGAAACGAAACCUAUUGUUAAUUAUACUUGUACUUGUGAUGGAGCAUUUGUAGUGUUGUUGUAUUAUUAUUACACAAAUCUGCAAGGUGAAACACAUAAUGUUGAAAGGUGGCAGAGACAAGUAUGCACUGAGUUGAAAUUAACAGGAAAAAUAAGGAUUGCUGAUGAAGGGAUAAAUGGAACUGUAGAAGGCUGUGAUUGCUCAACAGAGAAAUAUAUGCAGGCAAUGCUUAACUACAGUUCCUUUUCCAACAUGUUACGCACUGAUUUUAAAAUGAGCGCAGGCAAUGGCUGUUGUUUUGAUGACUUAAAAGUUGGUAUUCACUCUGAGCUUUGUACAUUGGGAAUAACAUCACAGGAACUAAAACCAGCAAUUGGAAACCAUUUAACCCCAGAACAGUUUCACCAAAAACUUAAAGAAAUGGAAGAGUUAUCUAGCACUGGUGCUAGAGCAGAGCCACUGCUGUUAGAUUGUCGCAACUUCUAUGAGAGUAAAAUAGGAUAUUUUGAUGGUGCUGUCAAGCCUGACCUAAGGAAAUUCAGUUACUUUACUGAGUAUGUGGACAAAAACCGUGAGUUAUUUAAUAAUCGGGAAAUUCUGACGUACUGCACAGGUGGUAUUAGAUGCGAGAGAGCAUCAGCAUAUGUUAAGCAAGCUACCAAUUGCUCUAAUGUGUUUCAAUUAAAAGGAGGAAUACAUAAGUACCUUGAACAGUAUCCUGGCAGUGAUUUAUAUAAAGGAAAGCUGUUCGUAUUUGAUAAUAGGUAUGGAAUUAAUAUUGGAGAUUCUGACAGACCUGCUGUUUCGAACUGUUUCUUCUGUCCUGCUCCGUGCGAUAAAUAUAAGCUAUGUUCCACUGCAGGUUGCUGUCAGCUGGUUUUGAUCUGCCAAUAUUGUAGAGAGACCGGCAUAACCACAUGCUGUGACACUUGUGCACAAAAUGCCAAACUCAACCAAGUAUGUAAACAAUGCAGAUGCACAGUAACUAGGGAAAGAGCGGCAACAGAAAGUUUAUGAGCUAGUUUUGGUGCGAGUUUUUACAUAAUGAUGCCGUUUUAACAUUGUUAUUUGUGGCAAAGAAAAACAUACUGCCAAUUAUCAUUAGUAUCAUUCUGCUAUGUUUGUUGCUAAAAUUGGGGCUAUCUAAUUGUUUUAUGUAUUUUUUUAAAAAUUGCAG